GCGGUUGCUAGGGGCUGUCACAGCCCUCGGAGUCUCGCGAGGAUCUUCAAGACUUCGCGCAGGACCGCCCAUCGGUUGCCGGGAGACCGCGCAGCCUCCGCCCGGCUGGCGCUUCUGUCUGCGGGGGGCAAGAGUCGACCACCAGAGCCAUGGCACCCAAGAAGAAAGGAAAGAAAGGGAAAACCAAAGGUACCCCGAUUGUUGACGGGCUUGCUCCGGAGGACAUGAGCAAGGAGCAGGUGGAGGAGCAUAUCAGCCGCAUCCGCGAGGAGCUGGACCGUGAACGCGAGGAGCGCAACUACUUCCAAUUAGAGCGGGACAAGAUCCACACCUUCUGGGAGAUCACACGGAGGCAGCUGGAGGAGAAGAAGGCUGAGCUGCGCAACAAAGACCGGGAGAUGGAGGAGGCUGAGGAGAGGCAUCAGGUUGAGAUCAAGGUCUACAAGCAGAAGGUGAAACACCUGCUGUACGAGCAUCAGAACAACCUGACAGAGAUGAAGGCCGAGGGCACCGUGGUCAUGAAGCUAGCCCAGAAGGAGCACCACACACAGGAGGGUAUACUACGCAAAGAUAUGCGGGCGCUAAAGGUGGAGCUCAAGGAGCAGGAGUUGGCCAACGAGGUGGUGGUGAAGAACCUGCGGCUGAAGCACACUGAGGAGAUCACCAAGAUGCGGAAUGACUUUGAGAGGCAAGUGCGAGAAAUUGAGGCCAAGUAUGAUAAAAAGAUGAAGAUGCUUAGGGACGAGCUUGACCUGCAGAGAAAGACUGAGAUCCAUGAGGUGGAGGAGAGGAAGAAUGGCCAGAUCAACAUGCUGAUGCAGCGGCAUGAAGAGGCCUUUGCAGACAUCAAGAACUACUACAACGACAUCACCCUCAACAAUCUGGCCCUCAUCAACUCCCUCAAGGAACAGAUGGAGGACAUGCGCAAGAAGGAAGAUCACCUCGAGAAGGAGAUGAUGGAGGUGUCUAUGCAGAACAAGCGCCUGGCAGACCCUCUCCAGAAGGCUCGGGAUGACAUGAACGAAAUGCAGAAGAAGCUCAGGAACUAUGAGUGGGACAAGCAGAUUCUGAUUUGUACAAAAGCCCGUUUGAAGGUCGCUGAGAAAGAGCUGAAGGCCCUACAGUGGGAACAUGAGGUGCUGGAGCAGCGGUUCCUCAAGGUGCAGCAGGAGCGGGAUGAGCUAUAUCGGAAAUUCACUGCAGCCAUCCUGGAGGUACAGCAGAAGGUGGGCUUCAAAAACCUGGUUCUGGAGCGUAAGCUACAGGCGCUGAGUGCUGCUGUGGAGAAGAAAGAGGUGCAGUUCAAUGAGGUGCUGGCGGCUUCCAACCUGGACCCCACAGCGCUGACCCUCGUGUCCCGCAAACUGGAGGACGUUCUAGAAUCGAAGAACACUACUAUCAAGGACUUGCAGUAUGAGCUGGCCCGGGUCUGCAAGGCCCACAAUGACCUGCUGCGCACCUAUGAGGCGAAGCUCCUGGCCUUUGGGAUCCCUCUGGACAACGUGGGCUUCAAGCCUCUGGAGACGGCUGUGAUUGGGCAGACCCUGGGCCAGGGCCCUGCGGGACUUGUGGGCACACCAACGUAGAGCUCGACUGGGACUGCUCCCUGGAUGACUUCCCUUUCACCAAGGACAGGAGCUGUUUGUUUUUUAGAUUUGUAUCAUCUGCAAAUGAAGGUUUUCUAUGUUUGCUUUGUGUCCCAUUGCCUGGCUCUGUGGAGGAGAGGCACCUCCUGGGCCCAUGGUGCCCUGACCACUUCCUUCCCUGCUGCCUGUCCAGUCUCUGCAAACCCCUGCCCUCCUUCCCACCUCGGGGCCAGGGCAGCACUAGCAGAGGCCAGGCAUCGAAGCGGCUUUACAGAUGCCAGCACUGACUUUAUUGAUGCCUGAGAUUCAGCUGCUACUGGAGAUGGGGGAACCAGAGUCUCCCACAGGGACUGUGACCUGGUGCCCUCUGCGUGGGUGCCUCAGUGAGCCAUGGGGAUGGAACUGAUGCUCACAGGCCAGCAGUUAGCCAGAGGCGAUGGCUAGCCACUAGCUCCCUCGAUACGUGGUGUAGGACCAUGGGCUCAGCAGCAGAGGCACGUGGAACCUGUGUGUCUCGUUGGCGAUGGUAAAAACAACCUGAGAAGCAGAGAAGGCACCAGAAGAGAGUGAGGGGCCUGCCUGUAUGUAGUACACAAGCAGCCCAGACUGUGGGCAGGGGGUAGGAAUUAAUAAGCAGGGCAGGAGCCCCAAGGGCCAGCUGGAGCUGGGUGGAGCUGGAAACCUGGCCAGGGCUGUGGAUGGGGCUGAACCCUGCCCAGAGAGCCCUCGGCUUAAGGAACCCAAAGGAUCCACCCUGGAUGGGGCCAGGUGACUGCCUCUGUCCACAGGGGCUGAGUCACUUUUGGCCCCGCCCCCCAUCUCACCCAGGGAUGGUUGUGUUGUGGUAAAGUCCCUGGACACCUUUCCUCUGGGAGCUCAAAGCAGGUGAACUCAUCGUCUGCCACUGCCCUGGGAGAGGUGGGAGGGGUAGGACUAGCCUGACCACUGUAGGAACCUGGGUGAAUCAUGGGCCUCCACCCCUCUGGCCCACCCCUGGCCCUCACCUCCACAUAUGGGUAGAAGCUCUCCUGCCCUUUCUUCUUCCAGUAGCCCUCGGUGUCAAAGGACAGCUUGUAGGUGCCUGCCUUCAUCGGGCCUGGAGGCAGGAGCCCUGGGCAGCGGCCAUCUGAGUCGGUGUAGCUGGGGAGCGUUGAGGGAUGGGGAGUGAGAAGUUGCCUCUGCCUGGCCCCACAGGAUCUGCAUGGCCAGUGGCCUCAGACCCCCCCACAGCCUGAGUCACUGGGAAAGCCCCCUAGCAGGACCAUCUAGGGCCUGGGCUCCUGAAGCGUCUCAGGGAUACCACUGCACUGACUUUUUAGACAGAACUCCCAAUAUACAGGAGUAGAAAACUAAAAAAAAAAAAAAAAAAUCCCCCCCUAUUUUAUGAGCAACAAUCCUUUUACAUUGGCAUAUUUUUCCCAGAUUUUCUCUAUACAUAACUGCUUAUUUAUAAAGUUAGGGAAAUACUCUAAAA
Messenger RNA from Canis lupus familiaris (dog), 3060 nucleotides. It is a transcript of the gene DRC4, whose product is annotated as growth arrest specific 8. The transcript is spliced from 11 exons. Gene Ontology annotation, molecular function: small GTPase binding; microtubule binding. Gene Ontology annotation, cellular component: motile cilium; microtubule; Golgi apparatus. Lineage: Eukaryota; Metazoa; Chordata; Mammalia; Carnivora; Canidae. The record is from RefSeq and is a predicted model, not a curated record. Gene Ontology annotation, biological process: flagellated sperm motility. Bases 150 to 1586 code for a protein of 478 amino acids.